AUCUUGUUCUAUUUCCAUCGUAUCCUUAUCCGUCGUAAGUUGUAAAUAUCUGCCUUCUGCAAAUUUUAUUUUUCUGUAAUAUCGAUCAUGGCUGGCCUGCUGAGUAAACGCAGUCGAGAGGAUGAGCCUUUGCAGGGUUCUUCUCCUAAGCGUUUUCACGCAGAGCAGCAAAUCUUGUAUUUGCUGGAAGAGGAUGAAAGCUUUGAAGGAGAGUGCGUUGAGAGUGAGGAGGUCGUUGAUGGAGUCAGGGGAACGGUGGAGGAAGAAAUAGAGGAGGUUGUAAAUGGAAGGAGAAAUUCUGAGGAAGAAAUUGAUGAGGUUGUUAAUGGAGUUAUGAGAAGUCUCGAGGAAGAAAUUGGCUUGACAUGUUCUUCGUCUUUUUUUGAGGGUUCCGGUGGCUCCUCUGGUCUCAGCACUGAUAAUUUAAUGGCACCUGAUAUGAAUAAUUGCUGCGGGAUUGAUGUAGGAUAUCUUUUGGGAGCUUCUGAUGAUGAGCUUGGCCUACCUCCCAGUCCUCUUUUAAAUUCAGACGAACAGCCCGGUUCUCCUUCUUUAAAUGAAAGCUGUGCUUCUUGUCUGGAUUUCCCCCAAAAUGCAGAGCUGAAGAGCUUUCUUGGCAACUGGCAGUUCGAGGAUGAUUUUGUGGACUACACGCAACUUUCUGAAGAUGCCGAAGCUACCGCCUGGGAUAUCUUUAGCCCAGGGGCGUUCAUUGAUGGCGAUUAUUCUGUGGCAUGUAGACUGGAAUCUGCCGGUGGCAUUUAUUGAUUUCAAAGAAGUCUGAAACUUAAAUGUGCAGUGUAUUUUGGAAUAUCUUUAGAAAAAUUUAUAGAAUGUACAAAUUGAUCUUUCUUCUUA
Cryptomeria japonica (Japanese cedar) is the source of this 858-nucleotide messenger RNA. RefSeq lists its product as uncharacterized. The record is from RefSeq and is a predicted model, not a curated record. Bases 88 to 768 code for a protein of 226 amino acids. The transcript has a single exon. Lineage: Eukaryota; Viridiplantae; Streptophyta; Pinopsida; Cupressales; Cupressaceae.